This is a messenger RNA of Lingula anatina, 2783 nucleotides long. Its product is annotated as WD repeat-containing protein 48-like. Gene Ontology annotation, molecular function: ubiquitin binding. The record is from RefSeq and is a predicted model, not a curated record. Lineage: Eukaryota; Metazoa; Brachiopoda; Lingulata; Lingulida; Lingulidae. Gene Ontology annotation, biological process: double-strand break repair via homologous recombination.
CCAUACAUCCAGUCUAUGGAACACCACACAGAUUGGGUCAAUGAUGUGGUGCUGUGCUGUGAGGGAAGAACAUUGAUAUCUGCCUCAAGUGAUACCACAGUAAAAGUAUGGAAUGCUCACAAAGGAUUCUGUAUGUCUACACUAAGAACUCACAAGGACUAUGUGAAAGCCCUGGCAUAUGCCAAAGAUCGUGAGCAUGUAGCGUCAGCUGGACUGGACCGCGCCAUCUUUCUGUGGGACGUCAGAACGUUAACUGCCUUGACAGCAGCUAAUAAUACGGUCACAACGUCUUCCCUAAAUGGAAGCAAGGACUCCAUAUACAGUCUUGCCAUGAACCAGCCGGGCAGUGUGAUUAUUUCUGGGUCAACUGAGAAAGUGUUGCGAGUCUGGGACCCGCGGACCUGUCAGAAGCUGAUGAAGUUACGAGGACAUGCUGAUAAUGUAAAGGCUAUUGUAAUCAACAGGGAUGGCACCCAGUGUCUGUCUGGGAGUUCAGAUGGCACCAUAAGACUGUGGUCACUAGGUCAGCAGAGAUGUGUGGCUACAAUACGAGUGCACGACGAGGGAGUGUGGGCUUUGCAGGCAAACGACACAUUCACCACGGUUUACUCUGGCGGGCGUGACCGCAGAAUCUGGGCCACAGAUGUCAGGAAUCCUGACAAUAGGACACUGAUAUGUGAGGAGAAAGCACCUGUUUUAACACUUGAACUUGUCCAAAACUCUGACCAACCAUCAUUAUGGGUGUCAACAACAGAUUCUACUAUUAGGAAUUGGCCAAUCAAACACAGGCUAUCAAGAAUGUCUGGCGACUAUGAUAAUUUUAAUGAGAUUCCCACACCGAUGUGCACACAGCCAGACAUGACAAUCAAAGGUGGUGCUAGUAUAAGACAAUACCAUGUAUUAAAUGAUAAAAGACAUGUAUUAACUAAGGACACAAAUGAAGAUGUAGCCCUGUACGAUGUCUUAACAGCUAGGAAAAUAGAAGAAUUGGGCGCAGUGGAUCUGGAGGAAGAAAUCAAAAAAAGGUUUAAGAUGGUCCAUGUACCCAACUGGUUCUCAGUGGAUCUCAAAACUGGGAUGAUCACAAUACAUUUAGAGGAGACGGACUGUUUUGCUGCUUGGGUUUCAGCGAAAGAUGUUGGUAUAGAAACCAGUGGGGAUGGACCAGACACUAAAUUAAAUUUAGGUGGCAUGUUACUACAAGCUCUAUUGGAACAUUGGCCCAGAACACAAAUGGAGGAGGGGUCAGAAAAUGGUGAUAUGAAUGGUGAGAUGAAUGGAGACAUGAAUUUUGAUAGGAAAACUGGAAAUCCAUAUUUCAGUGUCCCUGGGCACACACCCCUCAUAUUCAGUGAGAUGGGUGGCCGCACCUUGUUUCGCUUGCUUUGUCGAGACGCUGGUGGAGAUACGGAGCAGAUGCUGCUUAACGAGACGGUACCGCCCUGGGUGGUGGACAUCACAGUAGAUAAAAACAUGCCCAAGUUCAACAAGAUACCAUUUUUCCUACAACCACACUCCACGUCAGGUAUCAAGUGCCUGAAGAAGGACAGACUGUCAGCCAGUGACAUGUUACAAGUGCGGAAAGUGGUCGAACACGUCUUCGAAAAGGUCAUGGGUCAGGGGUCAGAGACAGGGUCACAGAACGCGGGUCAGGACAGGACAGACUACGACAAGGUCCCAGAGGAUGAUGGGAUACCUGCAGAAGAAAAGGUGGAGCUACUGUGCAAUGAUCAGAUUCUGGAUGCUAAUAUGGAUUUGAGGACAGUGAAACAUUUUAUAUGGAAGCAAGGUGGGGACUUGACAUUACACUACAGGCCAAUCAAACACUGAGAGAUGAACAGGCCUUUAGUGUCCUUAUACCUAUACUUAUCUAUAGAUAAAAACAUCUUCAGUUGAAAAAGGAAUCAAUGUAGCAAUUUAUGUACUGAUUGUUAGUGGUUUCUGUGUUAUUUUGGAGAGGUGUGGAAGAAAACAUCUUUGUGUAGAAAAUCAUUUUGUAUAGUAUAGUGAAGAAAUGUAAAUCUUCUGUGAUGGCCUCUUCUUUAUUUAAGAUGAGCAAAAGUUUCGAUGUUGGCACCGGAAAAAUCAUCUUCCAGAAUAAGUCUUGUUGAGAUGAAGUAAAUUAAUAUAAAGAUGUAAUCCAUGGAUGCUUUUAAAACAAAAAAAUUGAUGUGCUUCUGCAGUGAAAUAGCAUGAUUAUGGCAUGCUAAACACUGAGGGAGAAAAUCAUGAAAGAAUAUUUAUUAAUUUGUUGUUACUGAAGAGAAGACACUUUUGCAUUGACAUGCUGAGCAUGACAUAUUUGACACUAGGGAGUCUGCCUUUGAAAAGAUCACAGUGCAAGGCCACACUUGGAAGGUGAUUCUUGCAGAUCUAGCUGCUUGUGCUCCAGAACGUCAAGGCAUGGGUAGAUGACCACUUCCUGCUUUUCUGAAGAUCAUCUUAUACUAGUCUGAUUGCAUCAGGACUUAACUUGUGGAGAAAGCAUUAUUUGUCAUUGGUCAGUGCUGUGGGCAGCUUCUAUGGUCACUACAUAUUUUAUUGCCUGCUACCUCUUAAUCUUAGUGUCUAAGGGUCACCAAUGUCAUGUUUAAGGGUGUGUAAACCUCACUGUUUAUGCUACAUUUUAAUGUUAUCCAGCAUAUUUCUGGAUCAAGUCAUAUCUUGAAAGAUAUUUUACUGUUUAAACAUUAUACAAUUUGGUGUUACAAUAGUACUACUGCAUAAAAGUAGUGUUAAGAAUGUAAUUCAUCAUACAGGUCUGGCCACAGGUUCACUCCCCC